Messenger RNA from Cololabis saira (Pacific saury), 1955 nucleotides. RefSeq names its product tubby protein homolog. The coding region runs from base 205 to 1869 and encodes 554 amino acids. Gene Ontology annotation, biological process: protein localization to cilium. Lineage: Eukaryota; Metazoa; Chordata; Actinopteri; Beloniformes; Belonidae. Gene Ontology annotation, cellular component: cilium. The record is from RefSeq and is a predicted model, not a curated record. The transcript has 12 exons.
UGGACAGACUGGCAGAUGGAGCUGCGUGGCACAACCAAACACCUUCUUCCUCCCUUAACUGUCCUAAGGCAUUUUUCUUUGGGACACAGUCAACAUUUAUAAAUGUUUUAACAGUGAUACUUGACGGAGGAGUUCACUUCUUUAUUUCAGAUAUUUUAAUAUAUAUACGGACUACUUUCUAAUUAGUUGUAUCUUUCCUCAGACAUGGAGGACCCUGAUAUUCGACAACAAAAGCUGGACAACCAGCGCACUCUUCUGAUGAAAAAGCAACAGAAGAAGAGAAGUGAUACUCAAAUGGUGACCUCCAAUCGAGACGCUCGCCAAAAGAAUCGAAAACACAAAGCCAUCAGCUCUGAUGAGACGCCUCUGUUGAUCAGCCAAUCCCUGAGCAACACCUCUUUGACCGAUCAAGUCGAGCAUGCUCAUGACAACCCCCUGGAUGAAAUUACACUGGGUGAGGACGACGUGACGGAAAGCAUGCCAUUUCAUACAAUUCCGUCCGAGAAGCCAUGUUAUCCCAAAACAAUGAACUUGGAAGUUGACAAAGAGCCUGAGGGGAAAUGUGAUGAGGAGAAUAAGGCCCCGGUGGAGGAAAAAAAGAUAAAGAAAAAAGAUCUGAAAAAAGAGAAAGCCAAACAGUUGGAACCGACAGACGAUAAGGAGCAAGAGAAGACUGAAGACAAGGAAAAAAAGGAGAAAAAGACAAAAAAGAAAGACAAAGUGAAGGAAUCAGCAGACAAGACAACCAAACAAGAGCAUAAAAAGAAACAUAUACAAGAGGGUUCGACCCCUGAGAUAGAAGCAGUGGUGGAGGAGGCAAGUCCAAAGAAAAAAAAGGAUGAAAGUGACAACAAGGAGGAGAAAGGGCCUCAGGGGUCUGUUCCUCCAUCACCUGUGAAGAAAAAAGUACUAGACACAUCCAGGUGUCAAAUAAGUGAUGACAGCAAAGAGGAGGAGGUCCAAGAAAAACAGAAAAAGGAAAAAAAUAAUCCAGAGAAAACGACGCCAAGUCUAGCAUCACUCAACUCCAACUACAGGGAGACUUCAUCCUCAGGCAGUGAACAGAAUGAAAGAUCAUCCUCUCCAAUUUCCGUGGAAGAUCUGGAGAAGUUUGCUUUGCGUCCUGCUCCCAGAGAUGUGACAAUCCAGUGCAGAGUCACCAGGGACCGGAGAGGCAUGGAGAAGGGCCUUUACCCAACUUACUAUCUCCACAUGGAGAAGGAGGAUGGGAAGAGGGUGUUUCUGAUGGCGGGCAGGAAAAGGAAGAAGUGUAAAACGUCCAAUUAUCUCAUCUCUAUUGACCCAACAAACUUAUCCAGAGAUACAACCUCCUACAUCGGAAAACUGAGGUCCAAUGUUCUGGGAACCAAGUUCACGGUUUAUGAUGGUGGUGAAAACCCAGACAAGAAACCUUUCAUCAAAGAAUGUGAAUCAGUGAGACAAGAACUGGCAGCCAUAUGCUAUGAGACAAACGUGCUCGGUUUCAAGGGUCCAAGGAAAAUGACAGUGGUCAUCCCUGGCAUGCUAGAAAAUGAUGAAAGAGUUUCUAUUCGUCCAAAAAAUGACCCUGAAACUCUGCUGGUCCGCCAUUCAAACAGUGACACAGACAAACUAGUUACUCUGGUGAAUAAAUCUCCAAGCUGGAAUGAACAGACUCAGUCGUAUGUGUUGAACUUCCAUGGACGUGUAACCCAGGCAUCUGUGAAAAACUUCCAGAUCAUCCACCCUGACAACGAUGAUUACAUUGUGAUGCAGUUUGGCCGUGUUGCUGAAGACGUCUUCUCCAUGGAUUACAGUUUCCCCAUGUGUGCCCUGCAAGCCUUUGCCAUCAGUCUCUCAUCCUUUGAUGGCAAACUGGCCUGUGAGUGAGCCGUGCUGGUGUGCCACAAGUGCUUCACUGAUCUCGAUAUUUACAGUAUUUACUGUUUAAAUGAAAACUAUACCCAUAAUUUCAG